Molecule: messenger RNA, 1908 nt
Organism: Notolabrus celidotus (New Zealand spotty)
Lineage: Eukaryota; Metazoa; Chordata; Actinopteri; Labriformes; Labridae
Product: vascular cell adhesion protein 1-like
Exons: 8
Coding region: 87-1307 (406 amino acids)
Source: RefSeq, a predicted model, not a curated record
GUGAAGACUCAUUGGAGAAAGGCUUCUCUCUGAUCCAGCUUCAGCUGACUUGUUUGGGGAGGUGGACUGGUUCUGCUGCUGAGGUGAUGAGUGUCACGUCAUUCCUGUCAGUGAGCAUGUCAGCCAACAUGUUUCUGAUUGUCCUCUUUGUGCCAGGGGCUCGGACUUGGUGUCGUGAAUGGUCAAAUUUCAUAGUCUCUACACCUCAGAGGAUGGAAGCUCUGAGUGGAUCUUGUUUGCUGAUCCCGUGUAACUUCAGAGCUAAAGAUAAAGAAGGGAUUGAAUAUCAGUUUGACAGCACAAGAGAAACAUAUGGACUGUGGGCUAAAGACAAUACAAACAAUGUGGUUUAUAACAGUAGUGGGACAGUUCUCAAAAAUUCAAUCAGCAUAACUGGAGACCUGAAGGAGAAAAACUGCACCACUCUGUUCUCCAACAUCAAUGCAACAUUUAAAGGCAUUUACUACUUCAGGAUCAUGAACUGGCCAUUCAGGGCAACAGGUGUCUGUGAUCCUCUGAACAUAACAGUGAGAGAUUCUCCUCCGAGCCCCAGAAUAGAGAUCUCAGGAGACCUGAAGGAGGAGGAGUCUGUCACUAUAACCUGCUCAGCUCUCACUCCCUGUCCACACUCUCCUCCUAAACUCACCUGGAGUCUCCAAAGAGACUCUCUCAACAACAUGGAGGAAAACACAGAUGGAACCUUUACAACUCAAAUCCAGGAGAGCAUCACUCUGUCAGAGCACCAUGAUGGAUACAACAUCACCUGUUCUGCCACAUAUCCUGUGAAUGAAGGCAGAGAUGUGAGGACAGCAGAGGAGACAAAGACUCUCAGUGUUUCAUAUGCUCCUAAACACACCUCAGUGUCCAUCAGUCUAUCAGGUUUGGUGUCAGCCGGUACCCUGGUUAAACUGACCUGCUCCAGCAGAGCCAAGCCUCCUGUCAGCAGGUUCACCUGGUUCAGGAUCAGCAACAACAGACCUGUGAACGUAUCUGAAGGAGAGUCUUACAGCCUUAAAGUGGCUGAAGGAGGAGUUUAUUACUGCAUGGCCACAAGUGAUCUUGGUAAUCAGACGUCUUCAAGGAUUCAUUUGAGUAUUUCAGGAUGUUUCAGAGACAUGAAGCAUCAGCUGACCAUGCUGUCUCUCACAGAUGAGUUUGGGGUUCUGGUCCACAUUACGCUGAAGAUCCUGGGGAUUGUAAUCCUGUCCAGUACAAUCCUCAUCUUUGAGUGUUGGUUUCGGUCAAACUGCUGCAACAAACCAGGAGAGCACAGAGUCAGAGACGUGGACAGAGUGAUUGAGAUGUAAGCAUCAUGAAGGUGAGGAGGAUGAUGUUAUGUCCACCAUCAAUGGAACAUGUCUCUGUCCCCCGCUCUUCUAAUUCAGCAGAAUGUUUUUCUUCCCAGCAGAUUUAUGAGAAGCUCACAGGACGUGUUUUUAAAAGUAACCCCAAAUAUAAACCUCAGCUUUAUUAUUACAGUGUAUACUACUGUGCUGUUUAAUAUCAUGAUUAUUGUAUCUAUGCACAUGUGAUGUUUUUAAAUGUAAUUAAGACUGAUUUGGAUGUAAAGAUUCAGAAGGUGGAGCAGCAGACUGUUGGAGGGAUUUUUGCUGAGCUGUGUCUUGGUGUGUAGACACAGAUACGUCUGUUGAAUUCACACAAAACACCUUGUUUGAUUCCGAUAGCUCAACCCAUGUCCUGUCACCAAACGCUGAAUCACUGCCACGCUUUGUACUCACAGCACACUUUAUAUACAGGUAUAUGUUUACAGUUCAUUGGACCACUGAGCCUCUGUGUUGACAUUGUAAAUAAAAACACAGACAGGACUCAGACCAACAGAUGAACUGACUGGAUGAAAAUGUUCUGUUGAGAAACUGAAAUAAAUUACACUUUGUUUAAUCUCUUAAA